This is a messenger RNA of Mytilus trossulus (common blue mussel), 683 nucleotides long. Its product is annotated as DNA polymerase epsilon subunit 3-like. Bases 208 to 666 code for a protein of 152 amino acids. NCBI's taxonomy places the organism in Eukaryota, Metazoa, Mollusca, Bivalvia, Mytilida, Mytilidae. The transcript is spliced from 5 exons. Gene Ontology annotation, molecular function: protein heterodimerization activity; chromatin DNA binding. Gene Ontology annotation, biological process: DNA damage response; leading strand elongation; heterochromatin formation. The record is from RefSeq and is a predicted model, not a curated record. Gene Ontology annotation, cellular component: CHRAC; epsilon DNA polymerase complex.
AUUAAUCGCUUGUGAAAUCAUUUGAAAUUAAGGAGGAAAGAUAUAAUAACUGGAUGGACUUGGAUCAAUCAUUUAUAUAAAUAUUGACAGAAAUUUAUUUUUCGAUUGAUCGUCUUUUCGGUUUUUAACAGCACCAGUACUAUUUAAAAUGGCGGGAAGCUUGGAAAAACAAAGAAAGCCACCAACAUAAGUAAAGACUUUUGAACAAUGGCAGAAAGACCUGAAGAUCUCAAUCUUCCAAAUGCAGUUGUCACCAGAAUUAUAAAAGAUGCUAUCCCAGAAGGUGUUAAUAUAUCAAAAGAAGCGAGACUAGCUAUAUCUAAAGCUGCCAGCGUGUUUGUUUUAUAUGCUACAUCAUGUGCCAAUAACCUUGCAUUGAAAGGAAAAAGAAAGACAAUAUCAGCUACAGAUGUAAUUAAUUCAAUGGAAGACAUGGAGUUUGACCAGUUUGUAGAACCCCUGAAACAAGUUUUAGAAGAAUACAGGAAAGAACAGAAAAGUAAAAAGGAUGCUGCAUCAGAAAGGAAAAAGAAAGUGAAAGAAGAAGAAAAAACUGCUGCAGACUCAGACGAAGAAGGACAGGGAGAAGCAAUGGAAGAGGAAGCAGGUGGGGAAGAGGACACACCUGUUGGGAGUGUUGUUACUAUAUCUGAUGAUGAUAAUUAAAGAUGCAAUUAAAUUUG